CCUUAGUGGUGUGACCAUCAGUGUGGAGAUCAGAUAGCAUCAUGGCCGGAUAUAGUUUCCUUGUAUUGUGCUCGGCUGUGCUAGCCAUCAGUUUCCAAAGUGCUGUUGCCAUAAGCGAUGAGGAGCGUGCGAAGAUAAUCGCGGAUAUGCUGCCCCACGUGACGGAGUGCAGCAAGGAGUUUAGCGUCACCCCAGAACAGAUCAAGAACGAGGGCAAGACUGGUAGCUUGGAUGGCUGCAUCAUCAAAUGCAUCAUGAAGAGAGUUGGCAUCAUCGACGAUCAAGGCCUGUUUGACGUCGCCAAAGCCUUGGAGUUGACGAAACAACACAUCUCCGACCCCGAAGAACUCAAAACCCUUGAAGAGGGCAUCAACAAGUGCGCUUCAGUGAACGACCAGGCUGUGAGCGAUGGUACAGAGGGCUGUGAAAGAGCGAAGCUGCUGGUAGAGUGCGCCAAGCCGUACAAGGCACAGUUCGUCCCAGUAGCUUAAAGCUGGAAGAGAAAACUUACGAAGAGUGUAAUGCAGUGAAAAUGCAGUAUUAUUAGAAGCGAGAUUUCCCUUUAUUUUUUCUUCCUUAUUGUUCUUUAUUCUUCUUUCUAACCUAUUGUUAAAGUUAACAAAAUAUAAAGCUUUUUAUUUUUA
Aricia agestis (brown argus) is the source of this 644-nucleotide messenger RNA. RefSeq lists its product as uncharacterized. The coding region runs from base 42 to 491 and encodes 149 amino acids. The record is from RefSeq and is a predicted model, not a curated record. Gene Ontology annotation, molecular function: odorant binding. NCBI's taxonomy places the organism in Eukaryota, Metazoa, Arthropoda, Insecta, Lepidoptera, Lycaenidae. The transcript has 5 exons.